This is a messenger RNA of Brenthis ino (lesser marbled fritillary), 669 nucleotides long. NCBI's taxonomy places the organism in Eukaryota, Metazoa, Arthropoda, Insecta, Lepidoptera, Nymphalidae. The record is from the annotation of a GenBank genome assembly.
AUGCCACCUAGCAUCCCUGACAGAUGGAUACCAUACAAAGCGUGUGGUAAAGUUAUUGAAGGGACAAGAAUAAUAUGCUUUAAAGUACCUCUUAAAAGGAGUGUGCAAAAGAAUAUUUCAGCUAAAGAUAUAUGGGAUAUUGACGCUCUAUUAAAAGCUAUUCCCAAAUUACGAGCAGUCAUAGAUCUAACUAACACAUCGCGCUACUACGAUCCAAAGGAGCUGCAGGAGCAAGGGAUAUUACAUAAGAAAAUUUUAAUGCCAGGCCGCGAAAUACCACCUAAUAAUAAGGUGACUGAAUUUGUAUCGACUGUAGAUGAGUUUCUUAUAAAAGAUAAAGAUUCCCUGGUUGGAGUCCAUUGCACGCAUGGUUUGAAUCGAACCGGGUACAUGGUGUGUCGCUACAUGCGGGAUCGUCUCGGUAUACCGGCAAAGGAAGCUAUAAGAAGGUUUGAAAUAGCGAGGGGCUAUCAAAUUGAACGAAAUAAUUAUAUUGCAGAUCUAAUAGGUAAAGCACCGCCGCCGCCCGAUCUAGGAAAACAUACUGUAUUAAAACCUGUACGUAAUGAAAAUGGUACAAAAUCCAAGAAUUAUAUGGGAAAGGGACGCAAUCGUAACAAUUCAGACACGAGUCAAUCAUCAUACGAGUUUGAUUAUAAAUAUGAUUAU